AUGACAUCACAAUUAUUGGAAGACUGCAGUAUGCAAGUAAGAGAAGAGCAGCAAAUGGGUUCUCUGGUUCUGUUGCUCCUCGUCGCAUGGGCCGCCUCAGGUCAGGUGGCGGAGUAUACCGGCGGUUCCAACGGCGCAAUGCAGGCGCCCCCGGAGCACACCGCUCGGGAAGGAGAGGGUUGGUCAGAUUCACCUAAAGUGAUGGUGCUCCAUCCGAUUACCACGGACGAGUCCUCGGCAGAACCUCCACGCCCGACUCCUGCAGGCAGUGUUUGCAUGAUGAAGGUGGACUGUGCAGACACUAGCCCUAUUAACUACGACGAGGUGGUACUGGAGCUUCAGAGGGACGAGGAAUAUCAGGACGCGCCAAGCACUGCUCAGGAAACGACAGCUGCAACGUCGAGUACCGGCUCGCCAAAGCCGACACCACCUCCUGUGCCGUGCACUGUGGAAAUACAAGUGCUGCAGAAGUACCGCGGGCAGUGCGUCCGGCUGGGCCAGCACUUCGGCGGCUGCCGCGCGGGGCCGUUCGUGUCGCCGCUGCAGCCCCCCUGCCACCCCCCGCCGCAACACUAG
Messenger RNA from Schistocerca cancellata (South American locust), 576 nucleotides. RefSeq lists its product as uncharacterized. The transcript is spliced from 5 exons. The coding region runs from base 1 to 576 and encodes 191 amino acids. The record is from RefSeq and is a predicted model, not a curated record. Lineage: Eukaryota; Metazoa; Arthropoda; Insecta; Orthoptera; Acrididae.